Sarcophilus harrisii (Tasmanian devil) is the source of this 844-nucleotide messenger RNA. It is a transcript of the gene NTPCR, whose product is annotated as nucleoside-triphosphatase, cancer-related. NCBI's taxonomy places the organism in Eukaryota, Metazoa, Chordata, Mammalia, Dasyuromorphia, Dasyuridae. The transcript is spliced from 6 exons. The record is from RefSeq and is a predicted model, not a curated record. The coding region runs from base 74 to 646 and encodes 190 amino acids. Gene Ontology annotation, molecular function: ATP hydrolysis activity.
ACGGAAGAGAAAGGGGUGGAGCCGGAGGUGGUGCAUCCGAGGAGGGAGGAUCUGAGAGCUCCUGACCCCGGCCAUGACCAAACAUGUGUUCUUAACGGGGCCCCCAGGGGUUGGAAAAACCACACUAAUCCAGAAAGCCAGUGAUGCUCUCAGAUCACUGGGUGUGCCUGUUGAUGGAUUUUAUACAGAAGAAGUCAGACAAGGCGGGAGAAGAAUAGGAUUUGAUGUGGUCACACUGUCUGGAUUGAGGGGUCCUUUGUCUAGAGUUGGGUCAGAACCUCCCGCUGGAAGACGGGAAUACCGAGUGGGGCAGUAUGUGGUCGACCUUAUUUCUUUUGAGCAGUUAGCUCUCCCGGUGUUGAAAAAUGCAGAUGCUGGUCACAGCCCUGGAAAGAGGGUGUGUAUCAUUGAUGAAAUUGGGAAAAUGGAACUCUUUAGUCAGACUUUCAUUCACGCUGUGCGUCAGACUCUCUCCAGCCCAGGGACUGUGAUUUUUGGCACGAUACCGAUCCCUAAAGGAAAGCCAUUGACACUCGUGGAAGAAAUAAGAAACAGAAAUGAUGUUAAGGUGUUCAAUGUUACAAAGGAAAACAGAGAUAGCCUUUUACAAGAAAUCGUGACAGCCGUGCAGAGUUGCCGAAAGUAAAGCUUGUUUGUGCGGAAUGCUUUCCUGUCAGCUAAGUAGUGGAACUUUGAAGGAUAAAGGUGCUGCUGGAUUCAAGAUGGACAAAUGUUCAAAUCUUCAAAAAGGGGAAGACAGUUUUAGAACUUGCAAACUAGAGGGCAGUGAACUUGAUGUUGAUAUCUGGCAAAAAAUUUUUAAUAAAAUUACAGUUUGAACUUG